AUGAAGAAACUCAGCUGUCUCGUACUGCUGCUUGCCCUCCUGAAACUAAAUGCUUGCCAUCCACUUGGUAGGAACCAGAAGGAAAAAAACUUUAACAAACUGCUUCUUGUUUCUUUUGAUGGAUUUCGCUGGGAUUAUGACCAGGACGUUUACACACCAAACAUGGAUCGUCUGGUAAAUGAGGGAGUGAAGGCAAAAUACAUCACUCCUCCCUUCGUGACUAUGACUUCUCCAUCACAUUUUACAACCAUUACUGGUCGCUGGAUUGAAGAUCAUGGAGUGAUUCAUAAUCUGAUGUUUAACACACAAACCCUGAAGAAGUUUUCCCAUAAAGAAACCCAAAACAAGACAGAAUGGUGGGAUAACGGAGUGCUGCCAUUAUGGAUCACAGCUCAGAAUCAGGGGAGAAAAACAGCUUCAUUCCAUUAUCCUGGUGGUGGUGCCACUUACCACGGGCAGGCAGUUAACAGAGCACUAGUGGAGGCAGUUGAUCAUCCUGACAGUGAUGAGACAGAAUGGAGGGAGAACAUUGACAUAGUCAUGAGCUGGUUCAGCAAAGAGGACUUUGAUUUUGUCACACUUUACUAUGGAGAACCUGACAGAGUAGGGCACAGAAUUGGUCCUGAAACACCCGAGAGGCAAGCUAUCAUUGACCAGAUCGACCGAACCAUUGGCUACUUGGUAGAAGCAAUUGAAAAAAAUGGUUUGAAGGAUAAACUCAAUGUCAUCAUUACAUCUGAUCAUGGCAUGACCACAAUCAAGAAGAAACCUCAAGUACAGGAAAUUUUAUUGUCCAACUACAUCACAUUCAAGGAUGUCAAGUUUGACAUCCUAGACUAUGGAGGCUUUGGUAUGAUAUUGCCCAAAGUAGGAAAAGAAGAGCAAAUAUACCAGGCACUGAAGAAUGCUCAUCCUCAUCUAAAGGUAUUCAAAAAAGAAGAAUUCCCUGAACACUUCCACUAUGCUAAAAAUGAACGAGUUUUACCAAUCCUCGUUUAUGGUGACUCUGGUUACAGCGUUAAUGGGAGGAUUAUCAUAUAUUUUAACAAAGGAGAUCAUGGAUUUGAUAAUGAAGGUAUGGACAUGAAGACCAUAUUCAGAGCUUUUGGUCCCGAUUUCAAAAAGAAUUACUUAGCUGAACCCUUUGACAGUAUCCACAUUUAUCCACUGAUGUGUAAACUCCUGGGAGUUGAUCCAGAGCCCAAUAAUGGGUCUCUGGCAUUUACACAGAAAAUGCUUGUUGAAUCGUCAGAGCCAGAGCCAAUGCCAGAGCGAGACACCCGGCACACGCAGCACAACCAACUUCCUGCUAUUAUUUUAAGUGGUAUUGGAGCAGUUGUUGUAUUCCUAUUCAUCUCCUCUGUGUUAUAUACUGUCAUUCAACGAAGAAAGCGGUAA
This is a messenger RNA of Alligator mississippiensis (American alligator), 1398 nucleotides long. Its product is annotated as ectonucleotide pyrophosphatase/phosphodiesterase family member 7-like. The record is from RefSeq and is a predicted model, not a curated record. Lineage: Eukaryota; Metazoa; Chordata; Crocodylia; Alligatoridae. The transcript has 4 exons. Bases 1 to 1398 code for a protein of 465 amino acids.